CUAGUAUUAAGCACAAGCCACCCUCAUACACUGAUAUUAAAAUGACCGCUUUUGAGCUCCCAAUGACGUAUGAUGCGUCGACAAAGAAGAUCUCCUUCGACCCUGCGCAGCAGUACGAGGACGAUGACGAGGAGUUCUUGGACAGAGUUAAGCUCGAGAUCAAGCAGCUCAAUGUGUUGGUGGACGACAUCGUGUCCCAUGGCUCGCUUCCAACGCCGCCUACCCCGGACACUACGAACAAACAGUUGACCACCUUGAUCAAGAAGAUGUACGACGGUGGGGUCAAAUCCUUCAAGGCGGAAAAGUACCCCGACGCAGUCAAACAGUUCUCCUUAGGGAUCGAGAUGGUGUCCAGACGUGCCAAGUUUGAGAGCUUCCAGCAAACGUUGCCGGAACUCAACUUGUUCUUGAUGAGCAGAACUGAUUCUUACUUGAAGACGAAGGAGUAUUUGAAGGCAUUCAACGACGCGGACCUUUUGUUGAGCAUUGUGCCAAACGUGCCAGAAAACUACUUGAGAAAAGGCGUGGCGUGCUAUUUCUUGGGCAACUACGAAGCAUCCAAGGCUGAGUACGAGAGGGGGUUAGCGUUCGAUCCGAAGAAUGUGAGAUUGCAGAACGAAUUGAAGGUGGUUAUCGAGCAUCUCAAGACUGAGAACGGGGAGCUUUAGGAAACUUCUGUGUAUAUUAUGCGUAUAAUUGAUUUAUGUGAGCAUGCAAAAGGUGGUUCAACCCAAUAUAUGAAAGAUAGGUUUUAGUUUAUAGAAAGCGUAGUUGGAUAAUUAAGGCGACUAUACUGAUAAACGAGAUUCAUUAUUCAGAUCUGGACAA
Molecule: messenger RNA, 828 nt
Organism: Babjeviella inositovora NRRL Y-12698
Lineage: Eukaryota; Fungi; Ascomycota; Pichiomycetes; Serinales
Gene: SEC72
Product: Sec63 complex subunit
Exons: 1
Coding region: 42-668 (208 amino acids)
Molecular function (GO): protein binding
Source: RefSeq, a predicted model, not a curated record